AACCCCCCCCUCUCUCUCUCUCUCUCUCUCUCUCUAUAUCUCAGACAAAAGAAUCAGAAAAAAUGGUGACUGAAUCCCUUCUCUCCCAUUUCUGCUGCUGCUCCCUGGGCUUUGUCUGAGCUGAGGGGAACUGCGUCUUCACUGUUCUAUUUCCUUUCUCAGCCUUUUUUUUUCGGGAGGCCGGGGAACAGGAUAAAGUUAAGGAAAGCCCGAGGCACAGAUGAACAGCAGUGCGGCCGCGGCGGCGGUCGGGGUUGGUACCGGCCGCCUUCACGGCGUCGCAAUGGCAGGAGCUCGAGCACCAAGCUCUGAUUUUAGUACAUGAUGGCGGGGGUCCCGGUCCCUCACAGCUACUGAUCCCCAUCAAGAGGAGCUUUGAAGCCGCAAUGGCCUCCCGAUUCUAUCUUCAUCCUGCUCUGGGGUACUGUUCUUUAUAUGGAAAGAAGAUUGAUCCGGAGCCUGGACGUUGCCGGAGAACAGACGGCAAGAAAUGGCGGUGCUCGAAGGACGCCCACCCGGACUCCAAGUACUGCGAGCGGCACAUGCACAGAGGCCGCAACCGUUCAAGAAAGCCUGUGGAAUCUCAGCCCUCCCACUCCUCCUCCUCCUCCUCCUCCGCUCUCACCGCACCUCGCCCCCCCGCCCCGGGCCACCGGAGCCCCGGGUGCUUCCGGAACCUCACCGACGUCGGUAACGUCGGCGUUGGGUCGUCUCAUCAGCUUCAGUUGGAUUCCGGCUCCUACGGGAUGAGCAGUAGGGAUUUCAGGUACCCAUAUGGAGUUAAAUCUAACACAGAUGAGCACUGUUUCUUCUCCGAAAGUUCCAGAACUUCAACGGGCCUUGGCAUAGACUCUUCCCUCAACAACUCAUGGAAUCUGAUGCCAUCUCAAAUCUCCUCAUAUCCAAUCUCAAAGGAAAACGCCGAGUCUCUUCUUCAGCGCAAUUACCCUCAAUACCACUCAGUCGAAGAUAUCAGUCACGUAACCUUAAGCUCACUCUCAAAACCUCAGCAACAACAGCAGCACUUAUUCUUUGGAAGUGAGUUUUGUUCCUCAAAUCCUGUGAAGCACGAAUCCCAGUCUCUUCGACCAUUCUUUGACGAAUGGCCAAAAACUAGGGAUUCUUGGUCUCAUCUUGAGGACGAUCGAUCCGCUUUCUCGACAACCCAGCUCUCAAUGUCCAUUCCUAUGGCCUCAUCUGAUUUCUCGACUACUAGCUCUCGAUCUCCAAAUGAUGAUUGAUGAUACGGUUCGUGGUUUGAUCAGGGUUGAAUCAUGUUGCUAGCUCAUUCAGAUUGAACUAGUUGAUGCUGUUCCUGCAUGUGGUUUUAUGUUUUGAGUUAUUUGUUUGACAGUUAAAAAACUUGGGUUGUUUCCGAUUGAAAUGUAUGUUGUAUGCAAGUUUCAAUCUAUCUGCACGCUGGAAAAUAAAAUUUCAUGAGAUUUCUUCGGUGCA
Molecule: messenger RNA, 1455 nt
Organism: Asparagus officinalis (garden asparagus)
Lineage: Eukaryota; Viridiplantae; Streptophyta; Magnoliopsida; Asparagales; Asparagaceae
Product: growth-regulating factor 3-like
Exons: 4
Coding region: 387-1241 (284 amino acids)
Biological process (GO): developmental process; DNA-templated transcription
Cellular component (GO): nucleus
Source: RefSeq, a predicted model, not a curated record